Molecule: messenger RNA, 1208 nt
Organism: Colossoma macropomum (tambaqui)
Lineage: Eukaryota; Metazoa; Chordata; Actinopteri; Characiformes; Serrasalmidae
Product: B-cell receptor CD22-like
Exons: 9
Coding region: 36-1208 (390 amino acids)
Source: RefSeq, a predicted model, not a curated record
UUGAAGAGGAGCCUCGUUACAGAACGGCUGCUGUGAUGAGAUCAUUGAGAAUGGCUCCUCCUCUUCCUCUGAUCUUUCUGCUCAUGAUUGUUGGAGCUUUUGGAACAGAGUGGAGUGUGAAGUACAACCAACAGGAAAUAUGUGCUUUAAAAGGAUCCACAGUGUUUAUAAAUGGAACUUAUACUCACCCAGAACAUCUUACAGUGAGAGCAGCCUUUUGGUACAUAGACCCAGUUAAGGGUGUGAAGCUGACUGAUCUGAGUAAAGACCCAGAUUAUUCAGGCAGAGUUGAGUAUUUCACUGAUGAACAGAAACACUUCUCCCUCAAACUGAGUGAUGUAAUGAAGAAGGAUGAACAUCAGUACUGCUUCAGAAUCAUAGCAAAAGUAGAUAAACAAAAAUGGACAGGUAAACCUGGAGUUCGGCUCAGAGUUACAGAGCUCCAUGUAGAAACUCCUGAAGAAGUGACAGAGGGAGAAACAGCAGAUCUGACAUGUAAAACCACCUGCAGUCUGACUGACCCAACAUUCAUCUGGUACAAAAAUGGACGUCCUUUAACCACAAAGACCAUCAAGAACAACCAGCUCCACCUGCAGACAGUCAGCAGUGAGGAUGCAGGCAGUUAUAGCUGUGCUGUAAGAGGAUAUCAACAUCUCAGCUCUACUGCUCACAACCUCAGAGUCAGAUAUCCUCCAAAGAACAUUUCAGUGUCCAUCAGUCCCUCUGGUGGAAUAGUGGAGGGCAGUUCAUUGACUCUGACCUGCAGCAGUGAUGCAAACCCACCUGUGAAGAACUACACCUGGUUUAAAGAAGGUGGAACCUCACCUGUAGGAUCUGGACAGAAUUGCAGCAUAAUCAACAUCACUGCUGACCACACUGGACUGUAUCACUGUGAAGCUCAGAAUGAACAUGGAGCUCAGAAUGGAACUGUGAUGGUCACUGUUAAGAGUCAGAGUUUGUAUGCAGUCUGGAUUGCAGUGGGAGGAAAUGCUGACCCUAAUGCUAAGGACGACACGUACACAGCUCUUCAGCCCACAGCCAGGUCCUCUGAUAAUGUGUACCACACACUUGCAGCUGUUCAGUCCAGUUCUCCUGAUGACACGUAUACAGCUCUGGACCCUCAGUCCAGUUCUCCUGAGUACCACACUCUAGCAAUAGACAGUCCAGAGACCAAUGAUGACGUCAAACCCUACUGUCUCUCAGAGUGA